Molecule: messenger RNA, 5492 nt
Organism: Pan troglodytes (chimpanzee)
Lineage: Eukaryota; Metazoa; Chordata; Mammalia; Primates; Hominidae
Gene: CCDC136
Product: coiled-coil domain containing 136
Exons: 18
Coding region: 86-3583 (1165 amino acids)
Biological process (GO): acrosome assembly; single fertilization
Cellular component (GO): acrosomal membrane
Source: RefSeq, a predicted model, not a curated record
CCCUCCCUGCGCACCCGGCUCGGGUCCCCGGGCUCGCGGCUGCGGCUUCUGCUCGGGGAGGCGGAAGGCGGCGGCGGGAGCGGUCAUGGAGGCGGGCGCCGGAGCCGGCGCGGGAGCCGCGGGCUGGAGCUGCCCGGGCCCAGGACCCACAGUGACCACUCUAGGCUCCUAUGAGGCUUCCGAGGGCUGUGAGAGGAAGAAGGGCCAACGCUGGGGGUCCCUGGAACGACGGGGGAUGCAAGCUAUGGAGGGAGAGGUGUUACUCCCAGCUCUCUAUGAGGAGGAAGAGGAAGAGGAAGAGGAGGAAGAAGAGGUGGAAGAAGAAGAAGAACAAGUGCAGAAAGGUGGCAGUGUUGGCUCUCUGUCAGUCAACAAGCACCGGGGACUGAGCCUCACGGAGACAGAGCUGGAGGAGCUGCGGGCUCAGGUGCUGCAGCUGGUGGCAGAACUGGAGGAGACCCGGGAACUGGCAGGGCAGCAUGAAGACGACUCCUUGGAGCUACAGGGGCUCCUGGAGGAUGAACGGCUAGCCAGCGCCCAGCAGGCAGAGGUGUUCACCAAGCAGAUCCAGCAGCUCCAAGGUGAGCUGCGUUCUCUACGGGAGGAGAUUUCCCUGUUAGAGCAUGAGAAAGAAAGCGAACUUAAGGAAAUAGAACGGGAAUUGCAUUUGGCCCAGGCUGAGAUCCAGAGUCUGCGGCAAGCAGCAGAGGAUUCUGCAACUGAACAUGAGAGUGACAUAGCAUCCCUGCAGGAGGAUCUCUGCCGGAUGCAGAAUGAACUUGAAGACAUGGAACGCAUUCGGGGAGAUUAUGAGAUGGAGAUUGCCUCCCUCCGUGCAGAAAUGGAGAUGAAGAGCUCUGAACCAUCCGGUAGUUUAGGUCUCUCAGAUUACUCUGGGUUACAAGAAGAACUGCAGGAGCUGCGGGAACGCUACCAUUUCCUGAAUGAGGAAUACCGGGCCCUGCAGGAGAGCAACAGCAGCCUCACGGGGCAGCUUGCAGAUCUGGAGAGUGAGAGGACACAGAGAGCAACAGAGAGAUGGCUGCAGUCCCAAACACUGAGUAUGACGUCAGCAGAGUCUCAGACUUCAGAAAUGGAUUUCUUAGAGCCUGAUCCUGAAAUGCAGUUGUUACGGCAGCAGCUACGGGAUGCUGAAGAGCAGAUGCAUGGCAUGAAGAACAAGUGUCAGGAAUUGUGUUGUGAGUUGGAAGAGCUACAGCAUCAUCGCCAGGUCAGUGAGGAGGAGCACAGCCGGCUGCAGAGGGAGCUCAAGUGUGCUCAGAAUGAGGUGCUUCGGUUUCAGACCUCCCACAGUGUCACCCAGAAUGAGGAGCUGAAGUCCAGACUCUGUACCCUGCAGAAAAAAUAUGAUACUAGCCAGGAUGAGCAGAACGAGCUCUUGAAGAUGCAGCUGCAACUUCAGACUGAGCUCCGGCAGCUCAAAGUCAUGAAAUCCACACUUGUAGAAAACCAGAGUGAUAAGGAGUUACUGUGCCGGCUGCAGAAGCUGCAGCUCCAGCACCAGAACGUCACAUGUGAGAAGGAAAAGCUGCUGGAACGGCAGCAGCAGCUGCGGGAGGAGCUGCAGUGCCAUGAGGCAGAGCUGCAGCACCUCAGGGAUACGGUGGCCUCCUUGAAAGAGAGCAAUGAGAAGGACACAGAGACGCACGCUCAGCUUCAGGAGAUGAAGCAGCUGUACCAGGCCAGCAAGGACGAGCUGGAGCGGCAGAAGCACAUGUAUGACCAGCUGGAGCAGGACCUCCUGCUCUGCCAGCUGGAGCUGAAAGAGCUCAAGGCCUCCCAGCCCAUUCCGGAGGACAAAGGAAAGUGUGCUAAUAAGUGUGACACACUGCUGUCCAGACUGACAGAAUUGCAGGAAAAGUACAAGGCCAGCCAGAAGGAGAUGGGGCAGCUGCAGAUGGAGCAGUGUGAGCUCCUGGAGGAUCAGAGGAGGAUGCAGGAGGAGCAGGGCCAGCUGCAGGAAGAGCUGCACAGGCUCACACUGCCACUGCCAAAGAGUGGCCUCUUACUCAAGAGUCAGGAGCUACUCACCAAGUUAGAAGACCUGUGUGAGCUGCAGCUGCUCUACCAAGGCAUGCAGGAGGAACAGAAGAAGCUGAUACAGAACCAAGACUGUGUAUUAAAGGAACAAUUAGAGAUCCACGAAGAGCUGCGACGUUUCAAAGAGUCUCAUUUCCAGGAAGUGUUGGAGAAUCCCGAUGAUUCCAAAUUGGCUAAGUCCUCAAAAUGUAAUCGAAACAAGCAAUCCAAGCUGCUCAUGGAGCAGAUGCAGGCCCUGCAGGUGAUGUAUGACGCCGGUCAGGCGGAGCAGGAGCUCUUGCAGCAAGAGCAAGGGAGGCUCCUAGAGGAGCGGAAGAGGCUGCAGGCAGACUUGCAGCUCUGCCUGGAAGAAAUGCAGCUGCUUCAAGUCCAGUCCCCUUCUAUAAAAAUGAGCCUUGAGUCCUACGGGAAGAGCUAUGGUAGCAUGGUCCCCAGCAAUGAGAACUGUCGCAAGACUUAUGAUACCACUGUGGAUGACAAUGAGAGCUAUUACAAGAGUUACACCAGCACCCAGACCAGCAGCGAGAGCUUUCUCAAGAGCUAUGACAGCAGCACUAGUGCCAGUGAGGCCUAUGGGAAGAGUUACUGCACCACCAGCAACAGCAGCAUUACCUAUAAGAAGAGUUACGGCAGCACCAGGAGCUCUGACACCUGCCAGAAGAGUUUUGUCAGCAGCUGCACUGACGAGGAACCUGCUGAGCCUGAAGACAUGGAGUGCUUUGAGGAAAUGGUUGUGAAAGUGCUGAUCAAGCUGCAGGCGGUGCAGGCCAUGUACCAGAUAAGCCAGGAGGAACACAGCCAGCUGCAAGAGCAGAUGGAAAAGUUACUGGCCAAGCAGAAAGACCUGAAGGAAGAGCUGGAUGCCUGUGAAAGGGAGUUCAAGGAGUGCAUGGAAUGCCUUGAAAAGCCCGUGGCCCCCCAGAACGACAAGAAUGAGAUCAAAGAACUGCAGACCAAGCUGCGGGAGCUGCAGCUGCAAUACCAGGCUAGCAUGGAUGAGCAGGGGCGGCUUCUGGUAGUGCAGGAGCAGCUGGAGGGGCAGCUGCAGUGCUGCCAGGAGGAGCUCCGCCAGCUCAGGGAGAAGAGGUCCUCUGUUGUCAAAGAAGCCCGGGGGAAGAAUGCUAAUAAGAACAUGAACAAGAAUGCCAAUGGGGUUAAAAUGAAAAAGGUGACCAAGCCAUGCUCGGAUACUUCUGAGAGCGACCUUGAGACCAGAAAGAGUCUGGAGGUAGUGCUGUACUACAAGGCCAGCCAGAGGAAAUUAGAUGGACUAGCAAAAGAGGAGGAAAAAAAGGAGGAAGUGAAAGAGGAAGCAAAGGAGCAGUAUGGGGAUGAGCUAGUUGCUGAGCCAGCAGAUCCUGGGGAAGCUAAAUCCACAGAAGAUCAGGAGGAAAAUGAGGACAAAGAGGAAGAGGAGAAGGAAGAAGACAGUGAAGAGGAGGAAGAUGACGUCGACUCUUCCCUUGAAAGUCCCGAAGAAAAUAACCCCCUCAGACUUUCCGAGAGCAAAAAGAAGUCUUAAGGCACUACGGAUGAAACCCAAAGAGUUCAGCCACAGCCUUCCACCACCUCAGACCCAGCCCGGCCCAAUCAGAGGGAGAGGAAGAACUGCUGGUGAAGGGUUCUCCUGGUGGGGCCUGUUAUUCCCAGAGCUCUGGGAGGCCCCGACAUGCACCUGUGCAGCCAGGACCUGAGGGAGCACAGUGUGGUAGAAAGCAUGGCUGCCAGGCGGUCAGAAGAACUUGGUUGAGUCUGUCUCUACUGACAGGCGUUGUCCCAGGGAGCAAAAUGCACACUCUGAGCUCCAGUUUCUUCAAAUGUAAGCAAAGGAUGAUCAAACCUCUGCCCUCCUCACAGGUUUUUGUCAGGACCAGAUGGGUUGAAGUAGAUGAAAGUAUUCUAUAAAUUAUAAAAUACCCCAUCAUUAAUAAAAAGAGCACGCACUUACAAAAUGCAGUCUUAUGUGUCAGGCACUGUUCUAAUCACUUACGUAUAUUAACUGAUUUAAUCCUUGCAACAACCCCAUGAAGAAGCUACUCCUAUUUUUUUUAUAUAUAUGAUUAAACUAAGGCAUAGAGAAGUUAAGUAAAACAGCCAGGAAGCUGUGAGUCAGAUUAUAAGGACUCAAUAUUAGCAACAAAUAAGAUUCCAGUCUUGCUUCCCUUUAUUGUCUCUCCUCAUUUUGAGCAGUUUCUCUUCAUUGGUCCCAAGUAGGAAGACACCAUACUUGUGUUUAGGCAACCUCAGAUCACAUUAGCUCUUUAGGUAACUAAUAUAUUAUUUAUUUAUUUCAUGUAUUUUUUAUAAGCCCCUCUGCAGAUUGUGUAUGCUAAGCGUCCUCUCCCCAUUCUGUACCUGCAUUUGAUUUUGAGGCUUCAAAGGCAGAAUUUUCCAUUCUUCCCUAUUAUAGUUCAUUGUUCUUACCUUAUAAGGUUUUGUGUGUAUGUGUUUUUAAUCUUGACCCUGUGGUUUUAAAAUAUUUACUUCCUGUGCCACCUUCACAUCAUCUACAGGGGUGGCAAGCCCUCCUUCCCUGUCUUCAUCUACAGAGGACAGAGUGAGGACAGAGCCUCUAGAGUAUCGUCUCUUGGGGUUCUUUUAUUCAGCUCAUUGGUCACUUACCUGCCAUUCAACAAACUGUACUGUCAUCCUACCCUUAUUUCUGCAUAUUAUCUGCAAAGAUCAUAGAAAAUUCUGUCAAACAACUCAAUGUCCAAAAACAUGAUUCCGGUGAUUUGUCACUUAGGUCACCUAGUUUAAAAGGAGAGUUUGACACGACUUCCCCUUUGGGACACCCACAUCAGCCCUUUCCCCAUCCCAUGUAGAAGCUUGCCUUUGCCCAGUGUGAGGUGCACUGGUCACAUUUAAGGAUUUCAGCUCCUCCCUCCUUUAAGAACACCAGACUAACAUUCUUAGCAAUGCACAUUAGGAUAGAAGCAUCUGAGCAUAUGAAUAUUUUUUUCUAGCUAGCUCCCUUCUUAGUUUUUGUUUUUGGUUUUAGAGACAGGGUCUUGCUCUGUCACUGAGGCUAGAGUGCAGCGGCAUGAUCAUGGCUCACUGUAACUUUGAACUCCUGGUCUCAAGCGAUCCUCCUCCCUCAGCCUCCGGAUCUCUUGGUUUUCUUACAUGAGUUACUCUGUAUAUCCACCUGUAACAUUGCUUGGCUUUCCAUUUCAUACCUUCUGUUGUUCUUAGUAGCUAUUUCUACAAGCUCAGGAGAUUUUCUUUGCUCUUUAGCAGGCUUAAAGUCCUCUUUUUAGUUCAAUUAUCAUCUGAGAAAAUGUGUUCUUAGCAUUAAUGGGCUAUAUUCCAUUUUUACUUGAAACCAUCCUUCUGUUACCUAUGCCAUAGCUUAUGACUCAAAAUCCAAAUUCUGCCUUUCAGUUAGUAGAGUAAAAAAGUAAUAAAAAUAAAACCUAUUUCCCCAAGUA